Messenger RNA from Lolium rigidum, 1083 nucleotides. Its product is annotated as 1-aminocyclopropane-1-carboxylate oxidase homolog 4-like. Bases 1 to 1083 code for a protein of 360 amino acids. The transcript is spliced from 2 exons. Lineage: Eukaryota; Viridiplantae; Streptophyta; Magnoliopsida; Poales; Poaceae. The record is from RefSeq and is a predicted model, not a curated record.
AUGGCUGCAAACGACGACUAUGACGCCGCGGCCGCCUUGGCCAAGUACCACGAGUCCGGUGGCGGUGUCCGCGGCCUCGUGGAGUCCGGCAUCACCUUCGUGCCACCGUUCUUCCAGUUCCUCGCGCCCGGGUGCCCAGGAUCGACGGCAGCUCCGAAGAAGACGACCCAGUUCGCCAUCCCAACCGUUGACCUCUCCCUUCCACGCACGGCCAUUGUGUCCCUCGUCGGGGAGGCUGCACGCACAUGCGGAAUCUUCUACGUCACCAACCACGGCGUCGAUGCCGAUGCUGCGGUGUCCGCCGUCCGCACCUUUCACGAGCUACCUCUCGCCAGCCGCUCGCCGCUCUACACGCUCACGCCCGUCGGGGGAGUCACCUACUCCACCCAGCCCCGGCCACCCGGCCAAGGCGCCGAGCCUAUACUCCCCUGGCGCGACUGUCUGAAGUUUCUGUCGCCAAAGCCCAACUUUGGACGCAUCCCCGAGGUAUGCCGGAACGCUCUGCUAGAGCAUCGGCAGCGCAUGGAGGAGUUCGGGAAGAAGAUGGCAGCGAUGCUGUUGGAGGCGCUCGGCGUCGGCCCGGAGUGGCUGGGCGUGGAGGCUUGGAUUAUGGCGUGCCACUACUACCCGCCAUGCCCGGAGCCCGAGCGGGUGGUAGGCUGCGGAGAGCACACGGACCCCUGCGUGCUCACCGUGCUAGCCCAGGACGAAGUCGGAGGGCUUCAGAUCCGUCUGGACGGCGGCGGCAAUGACGGAGCGUGGAUGGAUGUGCCGCCGGUGCCCGGAGCUCUUCUCGUCAACAUAGGGGACGUGCUCAAGUUGGUAUCAAAUGAUGAGUACAAGAGCGUCAUGCACAAGGUGAGAAUCAAGUCUGAUCGAGAUGCUAGGAUUUCAAUUGCCACCUUAUUUAAUCCUCCCAAGCGCGGCGAUUCGGACUUGUUUGGGCCGCUCCCAGAGCUGGUGACAGCAGAAAAACCGGCACGGUACCGAAGUUUCACCAUGACAGAGUUCUUGAAGUCCUGUGCGGAGUUCGGUCAUGGCAGGUCGUCGACUGACCGAUUAAGGGUCGCAGACACGAUGUAA